AUUGCAUAUAAAAAGCUGUGACAGGAUUUUUUUGGCACGCUUUCAACAGCUAAGAAUAAUGACUCUAACCGCAAAGGAUAAAGCCACUGUGAAGGCUUUCUUUGACAAAGUCAGCCCCAUGGCUGAGCAGAUUGGUGAAGAGGUCCUCUCCAGGACUUUGACCGUCUAUCCUCAGACGAAGACUUACUUCUCCCACUGGAAAGACCUGACAGCAGGUUCAGCACAAGUGAGGAAGCAUGGACUGACCGUGCUGCAGGGUGUGCUCAGCGCUGUUGAAGUGAUAGAUAACCUGAAGGAAGGCCUCCUUAAACUCAGUGAGCUCCAUGCCUUCAUACUGCGUGUGGACCCUGCAAAUUUCAAGAUCAUCUCGCACAACAUCCUUGUGGUGCUUGCCAUGCUGUUUCCAGAUGACUUCACCCCUGAGGUGCACGUGGCGGUGGACAAAUUCCUUUCACAAGUUAACCUGGCCCUGUCGGAGAAGUACCGUUAAGAACGAUACUGUAUUUGUCU
This is a messenger RNA of Pygocentrus nattereri (red-bellied piranha), 510 nucleotides long. RefSeq names its product hemoglobin embryonic subunit alpha-like. Gene Ontology annotation, molecular function: haptoglobin binding; oxygen binding; heme binding. The transcript has 3 exons. The record is from RefSeq and is a predicted model, not a curated record. Gene Ontology annotation, cellular component: haptoglobin-hemoglobin complex; hemoglobin complex; blood microparticle. The coding region runs from base 59 to 490 and encodes 143 amino acids. Lineage: Eukaryota; Metazoa; Chordata; Actinopteri; Characiformes; Serrasalmidae. Gene Ontology annotation, biological process: oxygen transport; hydrogen peroxide catabolic process.